AUGCCCCGCGCCCGCCCGGCAUUUGGGCGGCUGCAGGCGGCGGGCAGAUCGGGGAGCAGGUCUACCUUCCUGAAGGCCCUCAGCGUCUCGGCGGCUUCGGCAGCGGUGCGGGGGCGGCCCCCGCUUGGGGCGCUCUCCUCUCUGGAGCGGCCUGCCAUCCGUCCCACCACGGACACCCUCUACAGGUCGAUGCUGAAGGGGCUCCAUGGCUACCGCCUAGGGCCGGCGCUGCGCCGGCACGACGGGCCCACCCUCGACGGCCUCCUGGGCGUUUCCUUCAACGACCUGUACUGGAAGGGGCUGGGAACCGACGUCGGCAGCGGCAUGCUGGCGGCUCAGGCGCCCUUCCUGCCGGGGCAGGGGCGCCCAGGGGCCACUCUGCCCCCUCGAGCCUCUCGGGCGAUGCUGGGCCGGAGGCGCCGUACCGCACCGCUCACGCGGUUGCCCCUGCCGAGGGCGGCCAUGGGCGCGAUCGUCGGCUACCCAGUCCACCGCGGCCUCCUGCGGGCUGCCCUGCUCACCGCCUUCGCCCUCGCGUGCUACCUGAAGCCGCAGGAGAUGUUGCAAGUGCGAGCUCGUCACCUCAUUGCCCCCGCGGUGAUGGCGGGGCCCGAGUACCAGUGCUGGCCCAUCCUUCGGCACGACUCCACCCUCCUGCGGGCGGGGAAGGCUGGAGUGCACGACGGCGGGGUGGUCAUCGACAUGGGCGCGUGGCUGUGCCCUGCGCUGGCCUGCUCGCAGGCGACGCUGAAGCCGGACGACCUCAUCCUGGACCUGAGCUUCGUGGAUCUGCGCAGCGGCAGCGGCCCGCCCGCGGAGGUGAUCUACCACCUCAAGGGCGCCCUGGCCUCCGAGCUGCGCCUAGCGGUCCGCCUCCGCCGUUUCGCCUUCCUGGAGCCGUUCGCAGGUUCAGGCCAGAUCGGUGGGGCCCUCAGGGCUGCAGGGUACGCUUGUGUGUCUCUUGACGUCAACAACGGGCCCCUGGAGGACCAUCUCAGUCCGGCUUUUCGGAGUACUAUUCGUGGGUGGCUCCAGGGUAGGGUGAUCUUGGGCGUCUGGUUGGGUACUCCGUGCACUACGUGGUCUCGGGCUCUGCGAAAGCCUCUCAGGUCCAUCCAGGCCCCGAUGGGCCUUGCAGACCUCACCGAGUCGGAGCUCGCUAGGCUUCAAGUGGGAAGCGACACUUUCGAGCUCUCCGUAAACGUCAUCAAGACCUGCGUCCGUCUUGGAAUCCCAGUGUACCUCGAGAACCCCGCGUCCUCC
Molecule: messenger RNA, 1263 nt
Organism: Prorocentrum cordatum
Lineage: Eukaryota; Dinophyceae; Prorocentrales; Prorocentraceae
Source: the annotation of a GenBank genome assembly